AUGGCUGUCCCGAGUGCCAGUCAUCUGGGGAACGACGAGAGUGGCAAGCUAGAAAGCAAUGGGGACUCAAGAGCUGGGAUGAGCGGGCCAGCUCCACAGACCACUGCAAGUACCAUAGUGAAUCCUUACUAUACGGGCAGACCACGCACGCCGGCCAACGGAAGCAGUCAUGCGCCUAUAGACAGGCAGGAGAUCAUCAGGAGGAUAAAGAGCCGAGAGUCAAGGCCGACGUCUCCGGAGCUGGAGAGACCAGCUUCUCGUACUUCGCUCAAGAAGCGGAAGUCAGAGUCCCCGGAACAGGAUGCCGGUAAUACUUUGGUAUCACGGCCGAAAACUCCAGAUUCUCAAGCACAAGACAACCACGCAAUUGGCCAACAGAUCGAGAGACCAAGGUCUGCGUUACAUCGUGGUGACUUCAGGGAGAAGCAGCAGUCCGUCACAGCAUUCGAGCGAUCCGGUGAUGCAGCCAGAGAUGAGCCGGCUCCUUCACUAUCGACAUCACCAGGAGCUCCUUGGCGGCCGGAUUUUCCAUCUGCUGCCUUUCGACAUGCUACACGACCGCUACAGUCGCCUCCUGAUCGUCCACCUGUUCGGCCAGCGAGAACUAGAGCAAUCUCGAACGCAUCUCUCGCAUCGAGCUUCAUUUACAAGCCUCCCACGAGUCCGCUUGUGCAAGCUUCAAGACCUGACACCCCCGAGCCGCCAGAGCGACGCAGUUCUCGCAGCCCUGACAAGUCUCGACGGCACACUUUUUCGCCUCAAUCUUUCCAGCGAUUCCAAUCGGCUCUCGAAUACCCCGCCACAGCUCGAAGUGGCGGUAGCAGACAGCCCCCUCUACGCGCCGAAAGGACGUUUCCGUACCAAGCACACCAACCCAGAAGAUCUCUCAAUUCCUUCCAAACUCUUCCCCCAACGCCAGGCCCUGGAUCACGGAGACCUUCGUUUUCAGAUUCGCCACUCCAACAUGCGGCUAUGGUCGGGUCGUACGAGGAGUCUAUUCUGAGGGGUCGGAUGUCUACCACGCCAUCUAAGCCGCUCAACUUUGUGGCCCAGAUUGGUGUGCUCGGGAAGGGCGACUGCAAGCCUAACUUGCGGUGUCCGCCUCACGUUACCGUACCUUUCCCGGCUGUAUUCUACAGCUACAGCUCGGGUGCCACCAGCACCGCGGACCAGCCAAGCCCAUACGUCGGCUUGGUGGACCUGGAGAACAAUCUAUCUGCUAUUACGAGCUCGCCUGACAAGCGAAGACAAGGACUGCAAGGCACACGUAGCAGCGAGGGCAGCCGUGCCAACUCUCGGACACGAGAGGAGAACUCGGCCUCAGAUGCACAAGCCAAGCUGCGAAGACGACAGAAGCAGAAGCGCCGCUCAAGAUCACCAAAGGCACCUCCUGGUGGCAGCUACCGCAUCCCACAGCAGGGCCAGCUGCAGAUCGUGAUCAAGAACCCCAACAAAACUGCUGUUAAGCUAUUCCUAGUACCUUACGACCUUUCGGAUAUGGAGCCGGGACAGAAAACCUUCCUACGACAGCGCAGCUAUUCGGCUGGACCGAUUAUCGACAUGCCACUCACUUCGAGAAAGAAUUUCGGCACAGAUCGGCCAGAAGCUUCGUUGAAUACGAGUGAUGAUCCAAAUGACCGGCCCAUGCUGCGCUACCUCAUUCAUCUGCACAUAUGCUGUCCUUCCAAAGGACGCUACUUCUUGUACAAGUCUGUACGGGUCGUGUUUGCCAAUCGAGUUCCUGACGGGAAGGAGAAGCUACGCAACGAGAUUCAGCUUCCUGAGCCGAGAUACAGCGCGUACAAACCUGGUCGAGAAUCGAAGGCCGGGCUAAUGGCGACGCCAAAGGACAAUGCUCGAAGAAGGAGUGCUAUCGAUCCGUCAAUCAUGUCGCCAGAUCCAAAUACCUCCGCCUGGACCCACAAUCGCCAGCUUACGGCUCAGUCUCUGCCUUCGACCGAGUACAACCCACACUUCAGCUUCCCCUCGCACGUCAGCACACUCCCCACGCUCGAGUCAAGGCCGCCCAGUCGGCAAUGGGGCGAAGCCAUGGACGUUGACGCCAGAGAGCAGCCGUACGACAAGCCUCAUUCGUCUUCGACAACUCCAAGCAGCAGUGCGCUCUCGCCCAUCAAGAGGCUGGAAAAUCCGUUCAACUUCGAGCGCGACCACAGCAGGGAGCGUCCGCAGGGAGGUCGGAGUGAGUCUCUGCUGUCGCGGCGGCUUAAGGAGUUUGCGCUUCAGGCGGAGGCCAGUGAGGAUACGUUUUGA
Molecule: messenger RNA, 2271 nt
Organism: Saxophila tyrrhenica
Lineage: Eukaryota; Fungi; Ascomycota; Dothideomycetes; Mycosphaerellales; Extremaceae
Exons: 2
Coding region: 1-2271 (756 amino acids)
Source: RefSeq, a predicted model, not a curated record